This is a messenger RNA of Prorocentrum cordatum, 690 nucleotides long. The record is from the annotation of a GenBank genome assembly. Lineage: Eukaryota; Dinophyceae; Prorocentrales; Prorocentraceae.
GCGUGCAUCGCCAUGGGCGGCGAGUGGCUGACGUACUGCUCGCUCACGCAGCGCGUGAAGUUCUUCUACGUCUCGCUCCAGCGCCGCGAGGUGAUGGAGAGGAGCUGGUCCGAGCACAUCGAGAACGAGGAUAAAGGCGAUGAGGGCGCCGAGCCCGCCGCGGCGGCUUCCGACACAGCCUCCAGCGCCGCGGCUGCUGCGCCAGCUGCUGGCGCAGCCAUCCGCCCCCAGCUCCCCGAGGAUCAGGCCGCUGCCGCGACGAAGAGGGAGGCUCCUGAAGAGGGUGGGGCCGAGCAGCCCAACGCCAAGAGGGGGCGGCGGGGGAGGGCCGUCACUGACGGUGCCGACUCCCACGCGGAGAUCACGCCAGAGCAGGCCGCCGCGAAGGAGGCCAAGAAGAAGGUGGCGACGGCUGAGCAGGCCGCCAAGAAGAUGCUGUCGCAGUUCCAGCAGCUCACGCAGUCGGUGGACACCAUCAAGCACUGCAUGGCUGCGAUGCCCGAGUGGAAGUGGCUCAAGGACCACAAGAAGAACAUGGACGACCUCGGUGCCGUGGAGAAGGCCGUUGCCGACAGCCGCACGGACCUCUUCAACCGCAUGAUGAGCGAGGAGAUGAAGAUGAUCAAGAAGGACUACGCCGACGCCGACAUUGUCAGGGACUUCAAUCAGAUCGUGACGAAGACCGCAGGG